AUGUCUUGUAGAGUUGAGAACAUGAUUAGCAAUUUAUUAUUGGUUCUGUUUCUGCUGUCAGCUCCAACAACUGUUUUAACAGAUUCCCACUCUAUGCAGAUUCUUGCAACUUACAUUAAAGGAGUGACACCAUUUCCUGAAUUUAGUGUCACAUUCAUGUUGGAUGACAUUACAGUAGGACACUUUAAUUCAGAUACAGAGCAAUACUUUACACGAGAUAAUACGACAAAUGAAGAUGAGACUGUUUCACAUACCUAUUCUAUAGCAAUCUAUGCGCGCCCCUUUUUAGCGGGAAUACUCACAUUUGAAAACAAUACACAAAGUCUUCAGCUUUAUCAAAUGAUAAGUCACUGUGAGCUGCUGGAGAAUGAUAAGUCUGGACAAAUGAUAACAAAGUUUGCAUUCAGUGGCUCUACUAUCAAUGAAAUUCAUUUUCAUGACAACAAGUUAACACAUCAAAGCACAAACGAAAUGGCAACACUAUUUCAGGAGUAUUUCAAAUGGCGUUAUGAGAGUGUCUGCUACCCAUCCUGCAUCACAAUUCUCAGAAAUUACAUUAAAAAAAGAUGGCAUCAAGUUAAAAGAAAAGUGAAACCACGAGUCAGACUGUUUCAGAAAGCUUUAGAUUCUGGAGGUGUUCGAGUGAGUUGUUUGGCGACAGGAUUUUACCCUCGUCACAUCAACCUGACCCUGUUGAGAGAUGGACAGCCUGUAUCUGAUCAUGAGGUCACUGGAGGAGAUCUGCUGCCCAAUGGAGACGGGACGUACCAGAUGAGGAAGAGUCUGGAGAUCAGAGCAGAGGAGAGAGAAAAACACAAAUACACAUGCGCUGUUAAACACCUCAGUAUCGACAACAAACUAGAAGUCGCUUUAGAAUUUGACCCUGGUGUGCCAUUUAAAUCAGUGAUUCCCACAAUACUGACAGUUUUAUCUCUGGUGUUGGUGUUUAUAACUGGAGUCGUCAUAUAUAAAUGCAGGAAUAGAAGAGCAGAUCAAGAUUGUGGAUCAUCAUCUAAAGUGAGUUAUUCAUCUGCUUCAACAUCUGAAGAAUGCAUUGACGCAAUAACACAACCACAACAGCAAGCUACUGAGAUCAGUGAAACCUUAAGUAAUUAAAAAACUGAAAUUGUAAGCUUCAUAUACCAGUGUUAAGUAAGCCAAAAAGAGUACCAAACACCCAAUGAUGGCUGUUUAUUGUACUGCGGGUAUAAUAUAAUUGUGCGAUGGCUAAUAUAUCUUUUUUAUAUUGUUGUACUGAUGCCUCAUGGCCAUAUUUUUAAACUGUUUUAUUUAGUUUGCAUCUCCACUUGUAUAUUUUCAUUAAAAGUCUAAGGGCACAUUCAUUUAUACUGAACAGAAAGCCUGAAUGUUAUAUGUAGUCUUUCUACCUUAAACUUUUGUAUGAUUGACACUCGAGUGUGUCGUAUUUUG
Messenger RNA from Danio aesculapii, 1431 nucleotides. Its product is annotated as major histocompatibility complex class I-related gene protein-like. The transcript has 7 exons. Gene Ontology annotation, biological process: immune response. Bases 1 to 1116 code for a protein of 371 amino acids. The record is from RefSeq and is a predicted model, not a curated record. Lineage: Eukaryota; Metazoa; Chordata; Actinopteri; Cypriniformes; Danionidae. Gene Ontology annotation, cellular component: external side of plasma membrane.